AUGACGUCGUCGUCGGCGGACGGAGAGCAGAAGGCGACUAAGAGGAAUUUCCAGAGUUUUGAGAGCUAUUUGAGAGACCAUAAGUAUGAGACUUCUUUAUUCCCCCUAUCACAACACUACAAGACGGUCGUGUUGGAGAAGGGACGAAUGACAAAGCUACCGCCAGCUCUCACGCUGAAUCGGCAGAGGUACCGUCAUGUGGACCAUUGUGAGUGGAUGAACACUGAGGAGAUCAAGUCAUUCGUCCAGUAUUGGCAGUUUGAUAAGGAGAUGCUACAACAACGGUGUGGAUGGUUGUAUGGUUACUACCUCUCGGAUCCUAACUAUGAUGAUGGAUGUCGAAUUGUGGUAGAGGGUAUAUACGAGCCGCCGAAGCAGGAGGUGUAUAACGCGGCUACUGGAGGCAUUCGGAUGAAUGAGAUGCUAGUGGCUAUGCAAGAGGCAUCGAAGGGCAAGCCUUUGGAUCCUGGAGUUCUGGGAGGAAUGGUAGAUCCUGCCCUGCAGAAAGUGGAUGUAGUUAUGUCCAAGUUGGGGCUGGAGAGGGUGGGAUGCAUCUUCACUGCUCUACCGAGGGACUAUGAGAUGAGUAGCGGCGAGCUUUUGGCAGCUGCUAGGUUGCAGAAGUUGGUUUGGAUGGCCUCGGACCAAGCUGAGGGUAUGUUGCAAGAUGGUCUCUUUGAUGUGAAGAAGACUGCAGAGACGCCGACUAGGGUACAGCUUAGAGAGCCAUUCAGUCAAGAGAUGAUGCCACCAGUGCUGGCGAGCGGGUCGGAGGUCACAGAAUUCGAUCCGGACUGGCUGUUGGUGAAAGUCAACGAUGGUGUACCGUUGAAGAAACGCAGCAUGUUCCGGUUCUCGCAUUUCCCUAGAGAGAAUCGUAGUCGGCAACAGUCGCCAGACGAUAUAAAGCAGUACAUGCGACAAAUACCAGCGGGAACUCCGUCCUGGGCGCGAUACGCAGACUUCCACCUCCUAGUGUACAUCACGUUACUCCUCGAUGAGGACACAGCAGGUGCAAUAGCGGGGAGUAUAUCGAGAGAGGAGGAGAUCGACAAGGCAAUGGAUGAGCUGUUGACUAAUAUGGCUGCUUGA
Perkinsus marinus ATCC 50983 is the source of this 1092-nucleotide messenger RNA. RefSeq lists its product as hypothetical. Bases 1 to 1092 code for a protein of 363 amino acids. NCBI's taxonomy places the organism in Eukaryota, Perkinsozoa, Perkinsida, Perkinsidae. The transcript is spliced from 11 exons. Gene Ontology annotation, cellular component: nucleus. The record is from RefSeq and is a predicted model, not a curated record. Gene Ontology annotation, biological process: ubiquitin-dependent protein catabolic process. Gene Ontology annotation, molecular function: ubiquitin binding; ubiquitin protein ligase binding.